AACCCUAAACGCGCCGUUUCCUCCCGGAGCCACGCUGCCGCACUGCUAAACCCCCCACGCGCCGGCGGCGGCGGCUGCUGCCCUCUCUCCCGGCCGCCCGCGAUGAGGCGCUUCGCCACGCACCUCCGCCGCCUCUCGCACCGCGCCCUUCCUCCCCGGCCUCCUCCUCCUCGCCCCCCGACGACCUUCUCCACCGGCCUCCCCUUCCUCCUCUCUCGCCGGCGCCUCCUCUCCGAGGACGCCGCGGCCGCGCCGCCGGCGCCGCCCACUCCUCCGCCCGUCGCCGACGUCCCAAACGAAGAGCUGAAGCGGCGGUUGGAAACUUACUACGAGGUGGAUGAUGAGACAGAACUACCAUCUGUCACAGAGGCUGUUCUCGAGCGGAAGCUUGCUGAUGUGCACAGUGAGACGGAUGAUGAACUUAUCGAGGAGUUGCGCAGCAAACCACUCCCUGAGGUCCGUGACAGGGAUUUUGAAUCUGACUUUGAGGAGAUGCACGAUACUGAUGAGGAGCUGGACAACUUGUAUAACGCCAGGCAGCAUGUGGAAAAAAAGAUCAAGAGUGAUGAGUUCUUUAACAUGGAUGACGACAAGUGGAAUGGGAUGAUCAAGGAGGCUGUGGAUAAUGGUCACCUGAGUAAUAUGAAGGAAUGUGAGAAUAUCUUGGAGGAUAUGCUGCACUGGGACAAGCUACUACCUGAUGAAAUUAAAAAGAAGGUGGAGGCUAAAUUUAAUGAGUUGGGAGACAUGUGUGAGAAAGGAGACCUUGAACCUGAGCAGGCUUAUGAAUUAUUCAAAGAGUUUGAGGAUAAAAUGGUCUUGGAGUGCACAGAACUAAUGGAAGCUGAAACCCCAACUGAUGUAGAUGAAUUUUCUCAAAUGGAAAAUAAGAAUGUUAAGUUAGACGAUCCACCUGGUGAGGGACCUGUUCUAAGGUGGGAGUCACGUAUUGUCUUUGCUCCUGGUGGUGAUGCGUGGCAUCCCAAAAACAGGAAAGUUAAACUCAGUGUGACUGUCAAAGAGCUGGGACUUACACGACAUGCCUUCCGACGGUUACGUGAGAUUGUUGGGAAGAGGUAUAAUUCUGGAAAAGAUGAGCUCACAAUAAUUAGUGAAAGGUUUGAGCACCGGGAAGAGAACAGGAAAGAUUGCUUGAGGACACUGUAUUCUGUAGUAGAAGAUGCAAACAAGGCUAAUAAGUUGGCUGAGGAUGCUAGAAAUGCGUAUGUUAAAAACAGACUUAAGGCCAAUGCGCAGUUCAUGGAACGAUUGAAGAUGAAGACAGAGAAAUUGAGGGUAGCUGCAUAAUGGGCUCCAGGAUCUACGCGCUGGAACCAUUCCUUUUACAUGUUAUCAGGACAGUCAUUUGGCAACAAAAAGAUGCGGCAGCGAUACAUGAUAAUAGUUUACAUGUUCGCAUAGUGAACUUGGCUACAUCCUGAUUUUGUCUACAAAUAACAAAUUGCAUCUCAAGACUUUUAGUCUGUUAUCCUUACGAAAUUUCUGUUAGCUGCUGCUUCUUAAAUGUGAGAUCUAUUAGAGCACUUCCAACAGUUUGGGAUUUUUUGUUUCCCAAAUCUUGUAGUUUGGCAACUCUUCAAAUAAUAUGAGAAAGGAAAAAAAAGUCAAUCUCUAA
This is a messenger RNA of Oryza brachyantha (malo sina), 1636 nucleotides long. RefSeq lists its product as uncharacterized. Gene Ontology annotation, biological process: mitochondrial translation. The coding region runs from base 103 to 1308 and encodes 401 amino acids. The record is from RefSeq and is a predicted model, not a curated record. Lineage: Eukaryota; Viridiplantae; Streptophyta; Magnoliopsida; Poales; Poaceae. Gene Ontology annotation, molecular function: structural constituent of ribosome. The transcript is spliced from 4 exons. Gene Ontology annotation, cellular component: mitochondrial small ribosomal subunit.